CAUGUUUUCUCUAAUAGGUGUCUUCCUCAAGGCAUCGACAUCUAUUUUGAUAAUGUGGGUGGAGCCAUGCUUGAUGCCGUGCUUCUAAACAUGAGAUUGCAUGGCCGGAUCACCGUAUGUGGGAUGGUAUCACAGCAGAGCAUCUCUGGUGCUAAAGGAAUCCAUAACUUGUUCAUGCUUAUCGCGAAACGAGUAAGGAUGCGAGGGUUUCUGCGGAGCGAUUAUCUGAAUCUGUUUCCACAAUUUGUGGAUCAGAUUAUCAAUUACUACAAGCAAGGGAAAAUUGUAUACAUAGAAGACAUGAAUGAAGGCCUUGAAAGUGCUGCAGCAGUCCUUGUGGGGCUAUUCUCUGGUAAAAAUGUUGGUAAGCAAGUCAUAUGUGUCUCUGCUGAUUGAGUUGCA
Messenger RNA from Magnolia sinica, 402 nucleotides. Its product is annotated as 2-alkenal reductase (NADP(+)-dependent)-like. Lineage: Eukaryota; Viridiplantae; Streptophyta; Magnoliopsida; Magnoliales; Magnoliaceae. The annotation marks the transcript as partial. The record is from RefSeq and is a predicted model, not a curated record. Gene Ontology annotation, molecular function: oxidoreductase activity, acting on the CH-CH group of donors, NAD or NADP as acceptor. The transcript has a single exon.